AUGCAGAGCAGGUCUACGGUUGCAGCAUCAAGCAAGUGGCUGGAGGAGAUACAAAAAUGGUACCAGAACACUGUAAAUCAACUAUAAUAAAUAAAAUUUUAAAAAAUGUAUGAGGAUGAUGAUAUAAAAGAAGCCACAAGAAGACUUUCUGAGAACCUUUAUAAUCACAGAGUGUUUCGCAUUAAGAGAGCAUCGGACCUGACUAUGAGACUGCAGAUCUUGCCUAAAGAGCAGUGGACAAACUACGAGGAAGAGAAAUUCCACCUUGAACCACAUCCAAGAGAGGUUAUUUGGGAAAGAAAAGGGAGAGCAGCAUGGGCAAAGAAAUAA
Messenger RNA from Phacochoerus africanus (Common warthog), 330 nucleotides. Its product is annotated as cytochrome b-c1 complex subunit 7-like. Lineage: Eukaryota; Metazoa; Chordata; Mammalia; Artiodactyla; Suidae. Gene Ontology annotation, biological process: mitochondrial electron transport, ubiquinol to cytochrome c. The record is from RefSeq and is a predicted model, not a curated record. The transcript is spliced from 2 exons.